UGAGCCAGCAUAUGGCGUACCGCUACUUGCUGACCGAUUCAUUACGAACUAUCAACCAGUUUGCGUGUAGAGAAAAAGGAAACAUCUAGGUUGGUCGUGCGCGCCGACACAGUUUUUCCUAGGUAGACAGCCAGUUUUUCGCCCGAGUAAAACCGAACGGCUUUGGCAGGGGAAUGCUCGUCGAUACUGUUUAGUUUCUGAAGUAAAUAGUUGUUGUGUAAAUUUAUUUAUAAUGGCUGUCAGAGCAACAUUUGCCAGCUUAAUUGGUAGAAGAAUGUGUGAUCCAAUUGUGAUGGCCUUGAUUUACGUUCUGUGUCUGUCAUUUUCUGUGAUAAAUGCUCAAGAUAAAGAAAUCUAUCAAGGAAAAUUCCUGGGGAAACUAAACUCUUAUCAUCACCAGGUGGCCGGUGAAGUCUACGCAGUGGAUGAAUACACAUUUCUAAUAAAAAAUUUCAUUUAUGAUGGAAAUGGACCAGAUACGUUUUUCUGGGUUGGCUCGUCAACAAGACCUGGGCCACAAGGGUUCAUCAUUCCCAACGAAAAAGGGAGAACUAAUGUGCUUUUACCUUACCUCAACAAAGACUUUACUCUUAAGAUGUCUGAUGGGAAGAAAAUCACUGAUAUCAAGUGGCUAUCCAUCUAUGAUCUUACUAUUCAAGAAAACUUUGGAGAUAUUUCAAUUGAAGAAGGCUUUGAACCUCCAUCCUCCCAAAUAUUAACAGAGUUGUCACGACGAGCCCAUAGAGUUUCUUCACUUUCUGUGGUCAUCGUGGAUUCUAAAACUAUCUCACUGCCAGAAUUCAACUACGAUGGUCUUGGAACGGAUACAUACUUUUGGGUAGGAGUUGGCCCUCAGCCAUCCGUUAAAGGUUUUAAAGUUCCGGACGAGAAAGGCUACCUAAGCCCGCUGAGAUCCUACCGAGACGAGAAUGUCAUACUUCGUCUGCCUGGAGAGCUUACCGUCUUUGAUAUUGAUUGGUUUAGCGUCUUUAAUGUUGAAACUGGUGAAAACUUCGGCUCCAUCAUCAUUCCAGACAACCUCAAUGUACCACCGUCUCUAAUAAAAGUUCUGCCACAUACGAGUACAUUGCCCAACUGCGAACCGCUCCACCGGGACCUCCAAGUAUCUUGGGAAAUCUUUGGGCCAGCAAUCACCAUCGAGAUUGCAGGGCGCGUCGCCGACGAUGAAUACAUUGCUUUUGGUUUGAGCGGAUCUACCACAGAAGCACGAAUGGAGGGCGGAGACGUUGCUAUUCUCUACAUGGACACGUAUCAAGGAUAUGCUACGGAUUACAAUAUUACAGCUAAAUCUUCGUGCGUGAGUGUUUUGGGAGCCAAUCGGGGAGUCUGCCGAGAUGAUCAAGUGGGAGGAACCGAUAAUCAUCAGUUCUAUCUGGGAUCACGCGUUGACGGACUCACCGUCAUAACUUACCGACGAUCGCUCAUUCCUUCUGAUGCAGAAGAUCAAGUGGUCCCCACGGAUCGACCAGCCAGCUUGAUUUGGGCCGUAGGGAAAUUGGACAAAUAUAAACGCCCCACCUUUCACCGGCUCUGGGCUCGUCAUCCUGUAUUGUUGGAUCUCGGUCGAACAACAGUCCAAAAAAAUUGCGUUUCCUUUCUGGACGUCAAAGAACCUAAACCAGCACCCUGGGAUCCAGUUAAAAUACUCGAACCCUCUCUGAGGCUCAUUCGGUUUAUGGUUGGUCCGUCUGGUGGGCAAAGAGGCUAUGAAGGAAUAACCGGGCAACCGGCAUCGGACUUAGCUUGGUACGUCAAUGGCUACAUUGCUCCUGAGCUGUUUUUACGACGAGAGCUUGUUUACAACUUCCAAGUCGAAGGCGGUAACGAUCCACAUAGCCCGACUCAUUAUCACCCACUUAUUAUUACUGACGAACCGAUCGGUGGCUACGAGCAAUUCAAUGAGGAGCAACGUAAGGGCAUUCGUGUUCUAGCUGGCGUGGAAUUCACGCGCCGUGGGCAGCCGCGCCCCAUCGCUGCUGGCAGACUCUGUUUGUGGCGACAAACCAGUCAACGAGACAGACGUCUUGACAAUGAUGUCACAUCAUUCCAGAAAUUCCGCAACAAUUUACAGCUUUUAUGUGAAGAAAAGGGUCAAGCGGCCAACAUGGAAAUACGACCUGACAACUCUUGGCCAGACGUUGUUUACUAUCACAGUUACACUCACCCAGGCAUGGGAUGGAAGAUAAAUAUUGUCGACCGGUUCGGUGGUCUAACUGGCGCUGGCCAUACAAUUGUCUCAGGAUACGGCCUGCAGUUUGCUGUUCUUCUCAUAUCCGUCCGAUACUGGUUUUAAACCGUUGAACAUUUAAAAAUCCAUUUUUAAAUUUGAGAUCAUAACGACGUUUUAGCGUCCCAUGACAUAUUGCACUUGUUGUGCAACGCGUGUUGUUUUUACGAUAAAACUGGCAAGUUUUUUUACAUCCGAA
Messenger RNA from Daphnia carinata, 2447 nucleotides. It is a transcript of the gene knk, whose product is annotated as protein Skeletor, isoforms B/C-like. The record is from RefSeq and is a predicted model, not a curated record. NCBI's taxonomy places the organism in Eukaryota, Metazoa, Arthropoda, Branchiopoda, Diplostraca, Daphniidae. Bases 233 to 2314 code for a protein of 693 amino acids. The transcript has 14 exons.